AGCCCUUCUCAAACCGUUCCAGCCUUCUGCUUUCCAAACCUUUUUUCAAGAACCUCUCAAGCUUCUUUCUAGCUAAAACUCCUGAUUCCUGAAUUGUUAUAGAACCCUCUGCUACUGAUUUGCUUUCCAUGAAACACGAAAGAGGCAUCAGCACCAUGGUUGCAGAACUCUCAAUACACCGACCAACUUUCUGUGCUCUCUUGCAUUCCGAUCCUGCAAUUUUUAAUCAAGAUGAUGAUGAAUCAAGCAACAAAAACAGCCCAACUUCAACCAAUAUGAGUCCUAGAUAUUACAGCAGUUUCACCCCACCAAGUGGCGAGCUCUCUCCUUACCUCUCCCCAUGGAGCCAACUGUCUCCAUACACUAAAUCUCCUUGGAUAAUACCAUCUCCAGUCAGCCAUAAGCUCUCUAAAAAUGGCCUUGUUGGAUCAAUAUCACGUGAAGAAGGUCAUGUUUAUUCUAUAGCUGCUUCUGGUGAUUUUCUAUACACUGGCUCCGAUAGCAAGAACGUACGUGUAUGGAAGAAUUUGAAGGAGUUUUCAGGGUUUAAAUCCAACAGUGGAUUGGUUAAGGCCAUUGUUGUAUGCAGUGAAAAGAUUUUCACUAGUCAUCAAGAUGGCAAGAUCAGAGUCUGGACGAUAUCUACCAGAAACCCUAGUGUUUACAGACGAGUUGGGACCUUGCCAACUCUUAAAGAUUGCGUCAAAGGCUCUUUGAAUCCCAAGAACUACGUAGAAGUUCGUAGACAUCGCAAUGUUUUACGUAUCAAGCAUUUCGACGCAGUUUCUUGCCUAAGCCUGAAUCAAGAUCAGGGUUUAUUAUACUCAGGAUCCUGGGACAAAACCCUAAAAGUUUGGCGAAUUUCAGACUAUAAAUGCCUUGAAUCAAUCAACGCCCACGACGAUGCUAUAAAUUCAGUUGUCACCGGGUUCGAUUCUUUGGUGUUUACCGGCUCAGCUGAUGGAACAGUGAAAGCAUGGAGAAGGGAGCUUCAAGGGAGAGGAACUCGGCAUUUUUUGGUUCAAACACUGUUAAAACAUGAAAACGCCGUGACAGCGCUCUCGGUAAAUCAAGAAUCAGCUGUAAUUUACUGUGGUUCAUCCGAUGGGUUGGUGAAUUUUUGGGAACGUGAGAAGCUCUUGUCACAUGGUGGGGUCCUCAGGGGCCACAAAAUGGCCGUCCUUUGCUUGGCAUCGGCUGGUAAUCUGGUGUUUAGUGGGUCCGCUGACAAGAGUAUUUGUGUGUGGCGUAGGGAAGGUGGCGGCGUCCAUUCUUGCUUGGCAGUUUUGACUGGUCAUGGUGGGCCAGUGAAAUGCCUAGCCGUUGUAGAAGAUCAAGAAUCUGACGAAGGAGAUCAGCGGUGGAUAGUGUAUAGUGGGAGUUUAGACAAGUCUGUUAAGGUUUGGUGCGUGACAGAGAACGCGCCAAAGUGGAGGGAGUAUCCAUCACCUAGGUUGGGCUUCUCUUCACAUACCCAAAACAAAAGACAAUAUCACGGGUAGAGUGUCUUCAUGACACGAGUUGAAUAGUACGUGAAUCACGCGCAGCGGGGGGACCCUGCUAUAACGCCAUGGAAAGCGGGGUACAGUGACGCUAUGGGAUCCAUGGAUCACAUGAUUUUGGAGGCCAAAUUGCUUGGACGCUCGGGCUUCAAGGCAUGGAUAUAUAUGGUGUUGAAAAUAAGUGAAUAGGCCACCAACAGAUAAAUUGAUGGUGCAUGCCAACCAUGCUUUCGGUUCAAUGUCUCCAUGUGUUAAGUAAAACAGUUACCCUCUUUGUCAAAAUAUUUUGUUAAUGUUAAUUAUAGCUCCGACUAUGAAGUCUAUUAUUGCCAGGUUUUUAGAUGGAGACAGUGGCAUGAGAUUAGACAACCACAGCAAAAAUACUCAAAAUGAACUUCCAUUAGUUGUUUUGUUUAGUUUAAUUACAGGAAAUGUUUUGUACUUUGGAAGGGCUGUAAUUUGUAAAUAUUACCAGUAUAACUUUGCAAAUGCCAUGUUUAUGCGUUUGUAUCGAAAAA
Molecule: messenger RNA, 2020 nt
Organism: Populus nigra (black poplar)
Lineage: Eukaryota; Viridiplantae; Streptophyta; Magnoliopsida; Malpighiales; Salicaceae
Product: protein JINGUBANG-like
Exons: 1
Coding region: 129-1502 (457 amino acids)
Molecular function (GO): protein binding
Source: RefSeq, a predicted model, not a curated record